Saccoglossus kowalevskii is the source of this 643-nucleotide messenger RNA. RefSeq lists its product as uncharacterized. The record is from RefSeq and is a predicted model, not a curated record. NCBI's taxonomy places the organism in Eukaryota, Metazoa, Hemichordata, Enteropneusta, Harrimaniidae.
AUGAAUUCAAGAAGACGUCUAAAUGCUAAUGAAGCAUUCAACAACAUUAUGGAAGAAAACGCUUCAUCAAGUUUUGCCGAAUCUGAUUUCAAUAAUGCACAGACAACCCAGCCACCAAGAUGGUCAACGCCAAGACAGCCACCCUCAUCAUCCACUUUAUUCGACCUAAAUGCACAGACAACCCAGCCACCAAGAUGGUCAACGCCAAGACAGCCACUUCAACAACAGAAUUCAAAUACUGUGGGGUAUGCACAAGAUAGUCAGACUGCAGACUUUCAAGUUAUAUAUGAGAAUUUUAAUUCUCUCCAGGAAACUUGCAGCAACAUGUCAUCACAGCAAGAAGAUUUGAAAGACUGCAUAUUGUCUAGAUUAAAAAAUCUGGAAAAAAAAGUUGAAGAUUCUAUACUACAACAACGGCAGCAACGGCAACAACAAUGUCAGACACAGUCAACAAAAAAACAAAAAAUUAGAACACCAUCAGAGCUUUCGAUGAGAAUCAAGCAAUUAUGUGCACAUAAUCAGAGUUUGGCAUUUGAUGCUAUUGCUGGUUGGAAUGCUGAACACAACAGACAGAUAAGAGAAAAGAUUAUGGACCAAUUAAGAUUAAAGUUUGACGACAAAUAUUCAGAAAAUGAGUAUCAAU